Molecule: messenger RNA, 1656 nt
Organism: Aspergillus sclerotioniger CBS 115572
Lineage: Eukaryota; Fungi; Ascomycota; Eurotiomycetes; Eurotiales; Aspergillaceae
Product: MFS transporter
Exons: 1
Coding region: 1-1656 (551 amino acids)
Biological process (GO): transmembrane transport; spermine transport
Cellular component (GO): fungal-type vacuole membrane
Molecular function (GO): spermine transmembrane transporter activity
Source: RefSeq, a predicted model, not a curated record
AUGUCGAUACCACACUCGGAGCAACGGCCUGGCCUACCCAGGACCGAAACCCGCGAAUCCCUUGAAAACCAGGGCAUCUCAGAAAAGGCCCCGCCAAUGGACUACAACUAUCCUGAUGUCGGUCGUGAAGAGGAUCCUGUGUUUCCUGAAGAGUACACCGUCGAGACCAGCACUGGGCUGGUCCCCGAGCGAACGCUCGAACAUAUGCGCUCUCGUACGCCCUCGCGACGCUCAUCCAGCCCAGACAGCUCAGAAGACGUCGAGAAAGCCACCGAGCCUGCUGAGUUCGUGACGUUCACCAUCAACGACCCCGAAAACCCCUUCAACUGGUCGCGCACGUACCGCUGGUACGUCACGCUCGUCGCUGCCCUACUGGUCGUCAACAUCGCCUACGGCUCCUCCAUCGUGACCGGCGGCCUCGGCCUAAUCGAAGAGAAAUACCAUGUCUCCCUCGAGGUCGCAACCCUCACCUGCUCCAUCAUGGUCUGUGGCUUCGCCGUUGGUCCACUCCUCUGGUCGCCCCUGUCGGAAAUCAUCGGCCGUCGCCCCGUCUACAUCAUCUCCCUCGCUCUCUACACCAUCUUCAACAUCCCUUGCGCCCUGUCCCCCAACAUCGGCGGCCUCCUCGUCUGCCGCUUCCUCUGCGGCGUCUUCUCCAGCUCCGGCCUCUCCCUCGCCGGCGGCACCAUCGCCGACAUCUGGAACCUCGAAGACCGCGGCAUGGCCAUUGCCUUCUUCGCAGCAGCCCCCUACUGCGGCCCUGUCAUCGGGCCCAUCGUCUGCGGCUGGAUCAACGUAGGCUCGCACCGACUGGACCUCUUCUUCUGGACCAACAUGGCCUUCGCCGGCGUCGUCAUGAUCAUCGUCGGCCUGAUCCCAGAAACCUACGCCCCCGUCAUCCUCAAGCGCCGCGCCUCCAAACUCCGCAAAGAAACCGGCAACCCCAACAUUAUCACCGAGCAAGAAAAACACAAACUCACCCUCCGCGACAUCAUCCGCACCAGUCUCAUUCGCCCCAUCACCAUGAUCGCCACCGAACCCGUCCUCGACCUCAUGUGCAUGUACAUUGUUCUCAUCUACGCCAUGCUCUACGCCUUCUUCUUCGCCUACCCGGUCAUCUUCGGUAAACUGUACAACUACAACGACGGCCAGAUCGGCCUGAUGUUCAUCCCUAUUCUCAUCGGCGCGGGAUUCUCCCUACUCUGCACUCCCGCUAUCGAAAAACACUUCCACCGCAUCUGUCUCUCGCGUCCACCUACCCCUGAAGACCGUCUUAUCGGCGCUCUCAUCGGCGCGCCUUUCAUUCCCAUCUCGCUCUUCAUCCUGGGAGCCACCUCCUUCAAACAUAUCAUCUGGGUAGGCCCUGCAUCGUCUGGAAUCGCCUUCGGCUUCGGCAUGGUACUAUGCUACUACGCCGUGAACAACUACAUUAUCGACAGUUACCAGAAGUACGCGGCAUCGGCACUAGCCGCGAAAGUGUUUCUGCGGUCUGGUGGUGGAGCUGCCUUUCCGUUGUUCAUUACCCAGAUGUACGAUCGGUUGGGAUUGCAGUGGGCGUCGUGGUUGUUGGCGUUCCUGGGGGUGGGCAUGGUGUUGAUCCCGUAUACGUUUUAUUGGUUUGGGGGGAGGAUGAGGGCUAGGUUGAAUAGGAAUUAG